Molecule: messenger RNA, 860 nt
Organism: Funneliformis caledonium
Lineage: Eukaryota; Fungi; Glomeromycota; Glomeromycetes; Glomerales; Glomeraceae
Source: the annotation of a GenBank genome assembly
AAUAUGCAGCUAAAAAAUGUUUGAAUAAUUUUAAAUACUUGGAGUUUAGGGAUAUCCAGGAAAUAAGGGAUGGAGCUUCCGGAAUAAUCUAUCGAGCUAUACAUAAUGAUAACAUCUUCGCUUUAAAGUCUUUUAAAAUUGAUAAAGUAACUCCGAAAGAAGUUGUAAAUGAGAUAAAAUUACAAACGGUAGUCCAAUUCCAUGAAAAUAUCAUAAAACUUUGCGGUAUUACAAGGACAGACGGAGUUUUACUGUGGCAAAUUUCAAGUGGAUAUCAACCAUUUGUUGAAGGUAACAUUGAAGAUGAAUUGUUUAUAGUAGUGGAUAUAAUACGCGGAAAAAGAGAAAAACGUAUUCGUGGAACUCCUAUCAAAUAUAUUGAGUUGUAUGAAGAAUGUUGGAAAUAUAAUCCAAAUAAACGUCCAGAUAUGCGAGAGGUUGUUUCAAGACUUGAAUCAAUAUUUUUUUAUAAGAUACGUAAAACAAAUGCCAAUAAGGAAAGGAAUUACCCACAAGAAGGGCUUAAACCAUCUUUAAAACUCAUAGAAGAUAUUCCAUUUCAAUUAAUCGAUUGGAUUCACCGGUUCGCAAAUAUCCAGAAAGUGGACAAAUACUUUUCCAUGGAUUAUGAAAAGGAAAGUUGCGGCGAACAUAUGCAUGCAGCAUUGAAGGAGAUGCGUCGAUACAUCAUGCAAACCAUUAUUGCGGAUAUGGUGAACAAGGAAUAUCCCAAAUGCGAAGAUCGUUUGGGAUAUGCGCUUGUCCCAAAUGCACAUUUCGAACAUCAACGCAUUUGGGCUACAACACCUCCAAAGAUCAAAGUUACCUUUAAAUCAACUGAAAUUUAUGCUUUGGAAUGA